Erythranthe guttata (spotted monkey flower) is the source of this 1951-nucleotide messenger RNA. It is a transcript of the gene PLA-I{BETA]2, whose product is annotated as alpha/beta-Hydrolases superfamily protein. The record is from RefSeq and is a predicted model, not a curated record. Gene Ontology annotation, molecular function: glycerophospholipase activity. NCBI's taxonomy places the organism in Eukaryota, Viridiplantae, Streptophyta, Magnoliopsida, Lamiales, Phrymaceae. Gene Ontology annotation, biological process: lipid metabolic process.
AAUAAAAUCUCAAAAUUUAUUGACUUUUUUGAAAGGUCAACAAAAUUAAAAGAAAAAAAGGUCCAUUCAAAUGGUUCACAUUGUAUUUUAGCUAAAUCUACUUGCUUAUAUAGUCCUCUCUCACUAAUGACUAACCCGUGUGAGGGCACUUAGUAAUUUUCCUAUUUCAAACCUCUCUCUCUCUCUUUCUCUCUCUAGAUUUUUUCCUAAUUUGUUUGUUAAGCCGUCAAAACAAAUAUGAUGCAAAUCGGAUCAACACUUCCGGCGCACAAUCUUCAACUUUUCCGAGUCAGGCGCGCAGGCUUUGAGUGCUCCGGUUCGCCUCUCAAUCCACUGAACCGGGUUCACACUCGAAAACCGGAAAGACUAUCCACCGAAAUUACUAAAGAACACCUCUUCAACCUCGAAAAGCUGUUGCAGAAGCAGCCCCACCCGAAUCCGCCCGACCCGGAACCGGCGAUAAAUGGAUCCAACACCACCGGAGAAAACCGGGGUAGGGGAAUCCUGGAAGGCUUGAACUUGGCCUCCAGUGUUUGGCCGGAAAUGAAGGCGGCGGAGGAAAUGUCGCCGCGGUAUCUGAACAGGCUGCAGCGGCUCCUGUCGAAGUCCGCGGAAUAUUCUCCCCGGAAUAUUCUCGGCAGCCGUUGGCGCGAGUACCACGGCAGCGACGACUGGGCCGGGUUGCUCGACCCGCUCGACGAGAAUCUCCGGCGGGAGGUUGUCCGUUUCGGUGAGUUCAUUCAGGCGGCGUACCACUGCUUCCACUCCAACCCCGCCACCUCCACGGAGGAGGCGCAGUGGCCCCGCCACGUGGCGCUGCCGGAUCGGUCGUACCGCGUGACGAAGAGCCUCUACGCGACUGCGUCUAUCGGGCUGCCGAAAUGGGUGGAUGACGUGGCGCCGGAUCUCGGGUGGAUGACUCAGCGAUCCAGCUGGGUCGGGUACGUGGCGGUCUGCGACGACAGUACAGAAAUCCAACGGAUGGGAAGGAGAGAUAUCGUCAUCGCCCUACGAGGAACCGCCACGUGUCUCGAGUGGGCCGAGAAUGUAAGAGAUGUGUUGGUUCCAAUAUCCGAUGAAUAUAAUAAUAAUAAUAAUAAUCCAAAAAAAAAUGGAGGAAUUGAGUCAACUGACGGACAACAGCCCAAAGUUGAAUGUGGGUUUCUGAGUUUGUUCAAAACACGUGGGGAGCACGUGCCUAGCCUCGCCGAGUCGGUGGUCGAAGAAAUCCAAAGACUAAUGGAGAAAUACAAAGGCGAAGCCUUGAGCAUAACAAUAACAGGUCACAGCCUCGGAGCGGCUCUAGCUUUACUGAUCGGUGACGAACUGAGCACGUGCGCACCCGACGUGCCACCUGUCGCCGUUUUCUCAUUCGGUGGGCCCCGCGUGGGUAAUCGAGGUUUUGCAAAUCGAAUCCAAUCGAACAAAGUCAAAGUUCUACGAAUUGUAAAUUCUCAAGAUUUAGUCACUCGAGUUCCGGGCAUGUUCGUGAGCGAGGAGCUCGAUAAGAAAUUGAGAGAAAACGGGGCGAGAAAGUUGCUUAAUGCUCUCGAUAACAAUAUGCCGUGGGCGUAUGCGCAUGUUGGCACUGAACUGAGGGUCGAUACGAAAAUGUCGCCAUUCUUAAAACCCGAUGCGGAUGUGGCGUGUUGCCAUGAUUUGGAGGCGUAUUUGCACUUGGUGGAUGGUUUUUUGGCAUCAAAUUGCCCAUUUAGGCCAAAUGCUAAGAGAAGUUUGUGGAAAUUGCUAAACGAGCAAAGAUCUAAUGUUAAAAGAUUGUACACAAGUAAGGUAAAGGCCUUGAACUUGAGUAAUCUUAAAAGUGAUAUGCCUAUGGCUAAUUGUUUGCCUAGCCCAUCUUAAUAUUAUCAAAAGUGGUAUAGGUUUUGUGGAAUAACAAAGAUAAUGUAUAACUUUGUAAUAUAGUAUUGGUGUCUUUUCUUUGUUUUUA